This is a messenger RNA of Prunus armeniaca (apricot), 1392 nucleotides long. Lineage: Eukaryota; Viridiplantae; Streptophyta; Magnoliopsida; Rosales; Rosaceae. The record is from the annotation of a GenBank genome assembly.
AUGGAGGAAGAUGAGGCUCUUUUGGAAGAAGAAGAAGAAGGAAUACGGCGCCAUUUUGGAUCGAGUGGGGGCGAAGAGGAGCUUAGCAAAAUGGUGAAGGGACUCCAACAACAAGGGCAAAACCUGCCACCGGAUUUGACCCAAGUCAUUGAUCAGCUGGAGCGCCACUGCUUGGCACCCGAUGGUUCUCUCGUCUCCAAAUCAGCCUACUUCGACCUCCAACUCGCAAGGGAGGAAAUGUCCAGAGAAAGAUUGCGUUACUUGGAAGCCAUGGCAAUUUAUGGCGAGGCAAUUGCAAUGGUGGAAGAGUAUCAACAAGCAGUUUCGGUGGCUAAUCUUGGAGGAAUUCGAGAUGUUCAGGGUUUAUAUCUGCAAUCGGACUUGAAGAAUCCUCCUCAGUUGUAUGAGACAUUGGAGCAUCGCAUGAUUGUUGCGGAAGCAGCUCAAAGAUUGAGGCUUCCUCUUAUCUCCAAAGAUGGUGAAAUUCAUGAGGAAGAAAUCGAAAAAUGCAGUACAAUGUCACACAGUUCCCUUGACAGUACCAGUACCAGCGUUACAAUCAGCUCAAGUUCCAACUCAACCAAUUUUAAUAUUGCUACUAGCACCAGUAGUGCAGCAAACAACAAUCUUUCUCUUAGUGCUACUGAUGCUGUGGAAUCUGGAGUUGGUGGUGUUCCGAAUCGCUUUCUUGGAAUUACACCUGCAUAUUUAUGGCAAACACAGCUCCAGCAAACACCAUUGUCAAUGGACAUGACAGAAUAUCAGUUGUGUCUUUCUCGGGAGAUUGAAGUCCGUUUAGUAGCUAAAUGUGAUAAAUUAGCUGAUGCCUUUAUAAUGGAUGACAAUGACUCGUCAUCUGGGCAUCAGAAUUCAAGUUCUUGCCUUCCAGAAAGGGUGAAGUUGAUAAUUGAGGAGAUGGAAAGGGAGGAAACAGCUCUGCAGGAAGAUCUAUAUUCUGCGGAUAGAAAAUUUGCUGAAUAUUAUAAUGUCCUAGAGCAGAUACUGGGAGUGCUCAUCAAACUGGUCAGAGAUUUGAAGUUGCAACAUCAACAUAAAUAUGACGGACUGCAAAAAACAUGGCUUUGCAAGAGGUGUGAGACGAUGAGUGCAAAAUUGAGGGUUCUGGAGCAUGUUCUCCUUCUUGAAACUUAUACUAAGGAGUCAAUACCGGCCCUACAUAAAAUAAGGAAGUAUCUCCUUGAAGCUACAGAUGAAGCUUCAAUUGCAUAUAAUAAAGCGGUUACACGUCUUAGAGAAUAUCAGGGUGUUGAUCCUCACUUUGAUUCAAUUGCAAGGCAGUACCAUGAUAUUGUAAAGAAAUUGGAAAAUAUGCAAUGGACAAUCGACCAAAUUGAAAUGGACCUGACACACCCAGAUCACGUAAAUGCAUAG